GUUUGGAGGUUUCUGUGUAUCUGAGGCUUUCUGAAGGGUUAAGACUCAUGCUUUAUCUGUAAGAGAAUCACCUGCCAUCCUUAAAAAUGAGCUGGGAGCACGGAUCCUGAGAGAACGGCAGCAUUCACCUCGAAUCACUCUGGCUUGAAGACUUAUGAGAGGAAAAAAAGUAACCAAGAGCUUGGGGGUGUUUUCUGAGCCGUGGGUGAAGCAAAACAGUUUUGUGUGAAGAAAUUCUUCAGCCAUGGAUGUGUUCAUGAAAGGACUUAACAAGGCAAAGGAGGGAGUUGUAGCAGCAGCAGAAAAAACCAAGCAGGGAGUGGCAGAAGCAGCAGGAAAGACGAAAGAGGGAGUCCUCUAUGUGGGUUCCAGGACCAAGGAAGGAGUUGUUCAUGGUGUCACAACAGUGGCUGAGAAGACCAAAGAGCAGGUAUCCAAUGUUGGGGGAGCUGUGGUGACAGGGGUGACGGCAGUGGCCCAGAAGACAGUGGAAGGAGCAGGGAAUAUUGCUGCAGCCACUGGCUUGGUGAAGAAGGAUCAGCUGGCUAAACAGAAUGAAGAAGGUUUCCUGCAGGAAGGGGUGGUGAAUAAUACUGAUAUUCCCGUGGAUCCCGAGAACGAGGCUUAUGAAAUGCCUCCAGAGGAAGAGUAUCAAGAUUAUGAACCUGAAGCAUGAGAAAUCUUUUCUUCCUUUAUAUCUCCUGAAAUCUACUAACAAAGACGUCCCAUCCUGUACAAGUGCUGAGUUCCAAUGUGCCCAGUCGUAAAAUUUUUUUACAGUUUUUACAGUGUAUUUUGAAGUCUUCCAUCAGCAAUGAUUGGAGUAUCUGUGACUGCAUCCACCUUGUUUCAGCAUUUCCCUCCUGCUGAAAUGAAAGCUGGUUGGCGGGGUCAUUGUUGUGCUGUGGAUAUUGUGGCUUCACUUUUAAAAGUUAAAAACAAAAUACUAAAUAAAAACACCUAAGUGUCUACUGCUUAUUUCUAACUCUGUACAUGUUUUGUUGAUAGGCUGUCAGUAAUUUGAUAUUGUUUAUGAUACGAUUUUUAUUUGUUUCCUAUGACUAUUAUUUCUGUGCAGAAAAGACUUAUUGUGAAAGCUUUAUGUAAAUGUGUAUGUAUUAUAUAUAUAAAAAAGUAACUGAGCAUGAACUAUGCACCUAUAAAUAUUAACUGUUGAAAUUUUAUUGUUUUGUGAUGUGUUUUAUUAACUUGUGUCUGUAAAUAAUGGUGUUCAACUGAAGCAAAUAAAAUGUAA
Molecule: messenger RNA, 1255 nt
Organism: Phasianus colchicus (ring-necked pheasant)
Lineage: Eukaryota; Metazoa; Chordata; Aves; Galliformes; Phasianidae
Source: RefSeq, a predicted model, not a curated record